Molecule: messenger RNA, 344 nt
Organism: Strongylus vulgaris
Lineage: Eukaryota; Metazoa; Nematoda; Chromadorea; Rhabditida; Strongylidae
Source: the annotation of a GenBank genome assembly
AUGGACGAGGAGCUGGAGGAGUUUAUUGAGAUUUUAAAAAUUAUAAGGAAUACGACGCUCUCCAAAGACGACCGUCUUCAAGAAAUUCAACCGCGUCUUGAAAACUAUACGAAUACUAGUAUUACGCUUGAGGCGAUGGGAAAUCUAACUGAUCUACAUGACUAUAUCAUGGAACAUGUUGAAAAUGCAUCAGCUAAAGUGCAGGAAUUUUUUUACCAAAUUUACGAUCUUACUGCAGAUAUAAACUUCGACACGAAAACUGAAAAGGAACAAGACGAAGAGGUAAGUGAGCCAAGUGCUACAGCGAGAAAUUACAAGGAAUUAAGUGAGCAAAAAAAAUAAUG